This is a messenger RNA of Coniophora puteana RWD-64-598 SS2, 828 nucleotides long. RefSeq lists its product as uncharacterized. The transcript has 4 exons. Lineage: Eukaryota; Fungi; Basidiomycota; Agaricomycetes; Boletales; Coniophoraceae. The record is from RefSeq and is a predicted model, not a curated record. Bases 26 to 787 code for a protein of 253 amino acids.
AAAGCUCCUUCAUCUCCCUCAAUCCAUGCACCCCACCACCUCUACACUCGUGCUCUGCUCGCGCGUUAUUCUUCAGGCAGACCAAUGUUCCCCACGCCCAAUGCAUCGACGUUGUGAUGUCCGAUGGGAGACGGUAGCAGUCAUGCAGGCGGCCCAUCUGCACGGUGCUCCGGCUCAUCGCCUCCCCGCUGCCGCUCGGAACGCAGCUUGCGCUCCCCGUCUCCUCGCCGCCUCCACCGCUCGCGCUUUCUCCUUGCGCGCGACGUGGCAAUUUCACACGGAAUGUACCCCCCCACAAAUGCGACAGCAGACUGCGCAGCCCCUCGCUCGCGUCCUUGCGCACCCAUUCCCGCUCUCGCACUCCCAUCGGCGGUGGCCCGCUCCCAUGCUGAGGCGCUCGCGGACGCUUGCCCAUCGAACCGCGAAUCCCGACAGCAACGAAUACAACUCGCAGGGCGAGCAGCAGGAUCAAAGUGACAAUCCGGAGGAGGAGGAGACACUGCUUGGGCGUGACACGCGAGAUGGGGAUGGGGAGGCGCAGGCGCAGAAGCAGGCGAGGUCGCAUUCAAGGGUGUUGAGCAGAUCAAGGAGCGGCAAAGAAGCGUACGACGACUACAAGUGCAACCUCCGCGACCGCAAGGCCAACUCCCAAAAGUACCUCAUCCUUACCCGGCCAGACCACGGCGCCGCCGCGGCUGCUCACGACGACAACGACCCCCAGUUCUCGGCGCUCGGUGAUGUCGACGCGGGCCCACACACACUAUCGGGAGUAGUGGCGGAGAUCUAGUAGCUAUUUAUAUCAUUAUGUAGCUCAUUAAUAGAAUUGCA